Labrus mixtus (cuckoo wrasse) is the source of this 623-nucleotide messenger RNA. RefSeq names its product saxitoxin and tetrodotoxin-binding protein 1-like. The coding region runs from base 53 to 532 and encodes 159 amino acids. The transcript is spliced from 5 exons. The record is from RefSeq and is a predicted model, not a curated record. Lineage: Eukaryota; Metazoa; Chordata; Actinopteri; Labriformes; Labridae.
CUGUCCUCACAGAUCACAGAGCCAGGGGGUUUGAUUUUCAUCUCAGAGCACCAUGACUUCACUAAAGAAAACAAUGCUGCUGCUGCUGCUGCUCGUGGCAGCUGUCGGCACCUACGCAGCGCCGGAAAACUGUGAUGGUCUCAACAAAACCGUGCCAGCUAAAGACCUGCACAAGAUUAUGGGGGACUGGAUUCUGGUUUGGUCUGUCAAUGUGGAGAACAUCUCCAGCUCUCAUGUGGAGCUCCGUCUUCACCCUGACAAUACCACCAUCUCUUACAUCGAGAGGAACAUGUUCCUUGACAGUUCAUGUACCACGUACAACUCGACCGUGUUGAUUCCCUCUGAACAGUUUGUGAUGGACAUUGUUGCUGCCAGGAAAGAAGGUCAUCAUCAGGAUAUUGAGAAGACUAAGGUGGCCCACGGUGAUUUUAAGAAACUGGCCACCUGUCUGGGACUUCCUCAAGAUGACAGUUUCACCUACAAAGAAGCUCGAGAUUUUUGCCACAAGAAAUUUUCACCUGAACAGGCCUGAGCGAAGAUGAUGGAUCGUCUGAAUAGAUGUGUUGAUCACGAAUCAAUUAAAGGCAAAUACAUAAACCUACAUGUGUGUUUCUGUUUUCCUC